GCGGGAGUUGGGGCGGCUGGAGGGCAGAUGACUCUAAGAAGGUGCGGAUCUUCGGUUCCAAGGGGAGAAUUUGACUUGGGUUUUGUCUAAAGUGCUGAUGGCGGGCCUCACAGAAAAGUUACCAUGAACCGACUUUCCGGAAUUCCCUUGGCGCUGCGGCCUCGUAGCAAAAGGAAACCGAGAGGAAGGCGACGACGAUUGGCCUGCGGUGAUGUUAGCGGAAAGUAUCUGUGAUUAGACCCUGGAGGGCGGGCCUGUGAGCGAUUGCUGUCCGCGGUGCUGAAGGAAAGGCUGCCACGCCUAGAGGAGAAAACCUGAUGAGGGCAGGGCGGUGUUUCCGUUUUCCUUGGCCGGGCUCAGCGCCCUACACUCAAUAGCCAUGGGCUUUCUAGCAGCGCUGGACACUUAGGCGGGCAAGCACCUUCAGCCUUUAAGCCCAACCAGAUGAUUUGCCUGCAAGUUGGAGGCCUUCAGCGCAUUUCACUAGACCUCUGUCUGUAUCGGUCCAGUUAGCCAAGCUUUGAUUAAGGAUGACUUCCUUGUUUGCUCAAGAAAUUCGCCUUUCUAAAAGACAUGAAGAAAUAGUAUCACAAAGAUUAAUGUUACUUCAACAAAUGGAGAAUAAAUUGGGCAAUCAACACACAGAAAAGGCAUCUCAGUUCCAAACAGUUGAGACUGCUUUUAAAAGGAAUCUUAGUCUUUUAAAGGAUAUAGAAGCAGCAGAAAAGUCACUGCAGACCAGGAUUCACCCAAUUCCACGGCCUGAGGUGGUUUCUCUUGAGACUCGUUACUGGGCAUCAGUAGAAGAAUAUAUUCCCAAAUGGGAACGGUUUCUUUUAGGAAAAGCACCAUAUCCUUUUGCUGUUGAAAAUCAAAAUGAAGCAGAAAAUACCAUUCAAAAUGAGGCAUAGCGAUAACUUCUUCCCAUGGUAUUUCGAAAAGCCUGUUUAAUACAGCUGGGUGUUAAGGAGUAUGUAGGUAAUUGCAGGAACUUUAGGAAUUAAAUAUGUUCAUAUUCUCCAUUAUGUCCUAAGUGACAGUGAAGAUACGAGAAUUUACUGGCAAGCCUCAUGUUAUCACCUAUUACCAUUUCAAGGUCCCGAAUUUGCUUUCUACCAAACCGAUAAAUGUGUUAAACACUAAUAUUAAAAAGUGGACUCUUUAUUAAUUAUUGUCAGUGUUGUGUGUAUGUGGUUUAAAAAAAUAAUUUCCAGUGUUUCUCCUCUAAGCAAGUAUCUUGGUUCUGGUUUUAAGCUUUUUAGAAUCCUUAUUUUUAGUUAUUUUAUCUUGGGGACAAGGUAUAGGAUCAAUGUGAUUUUUUUUUUUUUUUACUGUUAUUGUUUCUUUUAACAAAUGAAAAGACAAUGACACCUAAACUGCUUUAGUAAAAUAACUUAUGAGAAAAUAAACUCAUAGGAUUUUGUGCCUCACAGAUAACCAAACCUCUAAAAGUUCUGGAGACAGAAAGAACUGAACUAUAAAGCAAGUCAGUAAGUAGCCAGUUUGAGAAAGGCUCAGACAUGGUUUUGAAAAAGGAUACAUUUUAGAGCUAGGUAUGCUUAUUGGAUUUUUGACUUUUUUAUGUAAGGAUUGCCAACAUUGUGAAUGCAAACAAUCCCGCUUUUGUCUUUUCAUCUUUAAACUUCCCCUUCCCCUCUCUUCUAGUUUCAUUAUUCCUGAAAAAAAACUUCAGUCAGAAAGCUUUGGGUCACAACCCUAAACAACUCUGAGAUAACUCAGUCCACCACUGCUUGAGCACUAAAAAAAAAAAAAAAAAAAAAUUGUAACUUUCUAACUAUAGAGGCAGCCUCUGCUUAGACUAUGCUGUAUGACAGUGAAAUGUUUUCAAUUGCAAAUUGGUAUAUGUUUUUAAAAGAAGACAAUAGGAAAAGCUAAAUACACAGCAGCAACAACAACUAUACUGAAAUAUCCAUUGUGCAGAUAAGUUCCUUUAAACUACCAUCUUGGAAAUAUCCUGUUGAGUGGGUGUUGGUGUGGGUAACAAUAAUGUUGUUUUCAUAAUAUGUGCUGGCAGAUUAGCACACUUCUCUACAGUGUUAACAGUUGUAAUUAAGGAAUAAACAGCACAGGGUGUCAGUCCGAUGACAAUUUCAUCUAUAGUGUCACAAUACAAAAUGUCACAAAAUAUUAGAACUGUUAUAUAACUAUAAAAAGUAUCGGCUUAAAAGCUGAAAGCCUUUGAAAAAAGAAGACAGAGGAAGGAAGAAAAAA
Messenger RNA from Cebus imitator (Panamanian white-faced capuchin), 2232 nucleotides. It is a transcript of the gene CEP15, whose product is annotated as chromosome unknown C3orf14 homolog. The record is from RefSeq and is a predicted model, not a curated record. NCBI's taxonomy places the organism in Eukaryota, Metazoa, Chordata, Mammalia, Primates, Cebidae. Bases 531 to 911 code for a protein of 126 amino acids. The transcript has 6 exons.